AUGAGUCAGCCAAUUCAUGCCAAACUCAAUCCGGAUCUUGACGAGAGCCAGCUGGGCAUCAACGACGAACCUUUCCCGGGCAAAGCCACGAUAAACAAAGUCUUGUCGUCUGCAUCUUCCACAUUCGCGAUGAUGUCUCAAUCGCUUAGAGUAUCGCGUUGCCUCCUGGCCCGAAUGGGUCGACAACCUCUAACAGCCGCUCGUCGCACUUUCAUCGCUACCCCCAUUAGACAAGCCGAGCUCGUGCAAGACAUGUAUCUCCGCGAGGUUCGUGCGUACAAGUUCCCGCCAAGUCAGCCCUCCGAUGCCGAUGCACACGUCCAGAAGUUCAGCGCUCCAAAGCCACCUCCAUCCCCCGAGGAGGCCAACCUUGCCGCUGAUCUUAAGGCAUACGAGACACAGGAGGUUGAGGUGGAAGGUCAAGCGACUAGCAGCGAACCCGCCGUCGUCGAAGAGGAUUGGUUUGAAGACGAAGACGAGGCGCCUGCUGCUCAUUAAAUUGGAGUACUCGCGGUGGAAGAGAGGAACAGCGAGCGCCCUUUUCAAUAGACCUUGUGUAUUUGUGAAUGGACACCGAAAAUCCUGUAAAUCUAUACAUUUCAAAAUAUAUAUUUUGUUUCCUCGCCCG
Messenger RNA from Histoplasma capsulatum G186AR, 628 nucleotides. RefSeq lists its product as uncharacterized. Gene Ontology annotation, biological process: proton motive force-driven ATP synthesis. The record is from RefSeq and is a predicted model, not a curated record. The transcript is spliced from 3 exons. The coding region runs from base 1 to 498 and encodes 165 amino acids. Lineage: Eukaryota; Fungi; Ascomycota; Eurotiomycetes; Onygenales; Ajellomycetaceae.